GGGAAUAACGGCCUUGCGGCCCAAGUAACUACCUUGCAGCCCAAUUAGUAGCCCAAAACCGAACCCUAUAAUAAGGGCAAUUACAACGCUACUCUCGCUAGCGUAUCCAACACAAAGAAAAAAGGGACUUGGCAUUUCCAUUGAAAGGAUACUGGUAUAGACUAAGAUAAACUCAAAAGAGAGGGGACUCUUGUUUAUUGAGAGCCAAGGUUAUGGCAUCCUCUAAAAAUGAAGAAGGUGGUGGUGCUCAGGAUGCAGCAGAACGGAUUAAAGCUGCAGCCUUGUCAGCUGCUAAGGGUUUGAGUCGUGCUCAAGCUGAGCGUGCUGCUACUGCUGCUGCUAGAAAUGUCAAUGCAUAUGGCCAGAAGGAAGAAGGACCCAGUCGAUGGCAGGAAAGAAAAGAAGCUAAGAGGCAGAUGUAUUUAAUGAGUACUGAGAAACAGGUGAGACUGGGUGAAAGGAAAGACAAGGCUUCAGGUUCCACGCUUGGUGCUACUUCACAAUGUCAGAAAUGUUUCCAGACAGGGCACUGGACUUAUGAGUGCAAGAAUGAGAGGGUGUAUAUAUCACGACCAUCUCGUACGCAGCAACUGAAAAAUCCAAAGUUGAGGAUGAAAGUAUCAAUAUCUUAUGAUCUAGAAAACCCAGAUAUUGAGAAGGAGAUGAAGAGUGAAAAAUCUGUGAAGAAGAGUAAGAGGAAGCAUAAGUCAGAUACAGAGUCAGGAAGUGAUAGUGAGGCUUCAGUGUUCGAAUCUGACAGUGAGGCAUCAUCAGUCACAGGGUCAGAUUAUUCUUCUGGGAGUGACUCAAGCUAUAGUUCAACUGAUUCAGAGGAAGAUAAGAGGAGGAAGAGGAAGAAAAAGAAGCAGCAGAAGAAGAAGAAGAGAAGACACCGGAAAUACAGCUCAACAUCUGAAUCCUCUGAUUCAUACUCAGAUUCUGAGUCUGAUGCUGAAGAGCGGACUAGCCGUAAGAAGAGCAGCAAGAGGCAUAGCAGAAAGCGGUGAAGCAUUGAACAAAAUGACAACUCCAUAUGUGGUAUCGGGUGCUUAAAACUUGAAAAUAUUCAUGUUUCUGUUCUAAUGUGAUAAAAGAUAAUUUUUGAGCAAUGCAUCUAGAUAACUAGGAUUUUCAUGUCUCGAGCGGAUAUGGUUUUGUAGAUUUCUGUCAUAAGCUUAUCUUGUGGCUGUAGAAUUCAGUGUGGCAAUAGUUGUCUCUUGUGUUAGUUUUUUCCGUGUCCUAGCUUACUCAUUUUCCAGCUCUUAUGUUACUGUAUUUCCCUUGCUUGCUUGAAAUUGUCUUACUCAUUUUGCUUUCA
Capsicum annuum is the source of this 1318-nucleotide messenger RNA. Its product is annotated as zinc finger CCHC domain-containing protein 10. The transcript is spliced from 2 exons. The record is from RefSeq and is a predicted model, not a curated record. Lineage: Eukaryota; Viridiplantae; Streptophyta; Magnoliopsida; Solanales; Solanaceae. Gene Ontology annotation, molecular function: nucleic acid binding; zinc ion binding. The coding region runs from base 213 to 1007 and encodes 264 amino acids.